This is a messenger RNA of Daucus carota subsp. sativus, 2539 nucleotides long. RefSeq names its product wall-associated receptor kinase 5-like. Lineage: Eukaryota; Viridiplantae; Streptophyta; Magnoliopsida; Apiales; Apiaceae. Gene Ontology annotation, molecular function: calcium ion binding. The record is from RefSeq and is a predicted model, not a curated record. The coding region runs from base 60 to 1439 and encodes 459 amino acids. The transcript has 3 exons.
UCCUAUAAAACUGAAGUAACAAAGGAUCAAAGGGGAAGCAAAUAUUAGAAACUGAGAGAAUGUAUAAUUUAGGUAUGAUAUUUGUUUGGUUACCGCUCACACUUUUAUCUCAAAUUACUAUCUAUAUCGUACAAUCCGCACCCGCACUCAUGCCCGCACCAGCACGGGCACCAGUACUACCGGCAUAUGAAAUUGUGAAGCCUGGUUGUAUUCCCACCUGCGGUGGCCUUGUGGUUCCCUACCCGUUCGGCACAUCAAAAGGCUGCUAUCUUGAAAAUAAGGCUAGCUCUUUUUUUAUCAACUGCAGUGACCACACCCCUCGCCUCGGAAAAAGUUCUAUACCUGUACUUAACAUAACGCUCGAUGAUCAUCAUAUUCACAUUUUAAUUCCUGCAGCUCGCAUCUGUUACAACGAUAUAACAGCAAAAUUCAGAGAAUAUUCGGUUGCUCUUAGAUUAUCUAAAUUUCAAGUCAACAGCACCCUCAAUAAGUUCACUGUCAUUGGAUGCUCAACUUUAGCACUCAUCACAGGUAAACGGGCUCAAAACUACACGACUGGAUGUGCCUCAGUAUGUGACCGUGUCGAAAGCGUGGUAGACGGAUCAUGCUCCGGGAUUGGGUGUUGCCAGACUUCACUGCCAAUAGGUGCCAGGGACUUUGAAGUGACAUUUCAGGUUUACAAUAACUCAAUUUUAGCAGACAUCCCAUGUAGCUCAGCUUUUGUUGCGGAACAAGGCUUUUACAACUUCUCUUCUUCGGACUUGAUCACAUUUGAGAAGAGGUCAUUUCCUGUUAUGCUUGAUUGGGCUGUCGGAAAUCAAACUUGUGCUAUAGCAAAGAAGAAUAAAGCAAGUUAUGCAUGUGUGGCACCGGAUAGCACCUGCAUUGAUUCAGAGUAUGGCAAGGGCACUGGCUACCGGUGCUAUUGUCCAUCGGGCUACCACGGAAAUCCUUACUUGAUUAAUGGUUGCAUAGAUAUUGACGAAUGUGCAACUUCAAAUCCCUGUCAGCCUCCUGCAACAUGUCACAACGAAUCGCCUGGAAGCUUCCAAUGUCAAUGUCCACAUGGUCAUAAGCUUACAGCUGAUGGAAAAGGUUGCGAAAAAAAGAGUCGUGAUGCUGGAUCUGGCAUCGCAAUAGCUGUGAGCACGGCCCUGUUGUGGGGAGUGCUUGGAUAUAUUGGUUUCUGGCAAAAAGAAAGCACAUCAAACAGAAAGAGAGGUUUUUUGCGCGAAAUGGUGGUUUUUUACUUAGAGAAGAGCUGUCUAAAGACAAUGACUUGGCCAAAACAACCAGGCUCUUUAGUGAAGAAGAUCUCAAAAAAGCCACAAAUAACUAUGAUGAAAUUGGAAUCAUUGGUCAGGGGGGUUUUGGAACAGUUUUUAAAGGAGUGCUAUAUCCUAAUAAUACAGAAGUUGCCAUCAAGAAGUCCAAAAUAAGUGAGUAGAUCCAGACUUCACAAUUCAUCAACGAGGUGAUCAUUCUUUCCAGGAUCAACCACAUCAACGUAGUAAAACUAAUAGGUUGUUGUUUGGAGACAGAAGUCCCUUCUCUGGUUUACGAGUUUAUCGAAAAUGGAACCCUCUCUGACCAUAUCCAUGGUAAAGAUACUAGCACCUAUUUUUCAUGGGAAUUAUGCCUACAAAUAGCUGCAGAAAUUGCAGGAGCAAUUGCUUACUUGCAUUCUGCUGCUUCUCCGCCAAUCAUUCAUCGAGAUAUCAAAAGCAACAACAUACUGCUUGAUGAAAAUUUAACUGCAAAAGUGGCAGAUUUUGGGGCCUCAAAACUAGUGCCUCGAGAUCACGCUGAAAUAGCCACUUUAGUGCAAGGGACAUUCGGAUAUAUGGAUCCAGAGUACUUCCAUUCAAGUGAAUUGACAGAGAAGAGCGAUGUUUAUAGUUUUGGAGUGGUUUUAGCGGAGCUUCUUACAGGAGAGCCUGCAAUAUCCUUCGACAGGCCAGAAAAAAAUAGAAGUCUAUCAAUGUACUUCAUAUCUUCGAUGAGGACUGGCAAUGGAAUGCCUAGCAUCAUUCAAAAAAGUCUAGUUAAUGAUGAGAAGAACAUUCAGCAGAUUAAACAAGUAUCUAUGCUGGCAGCAAGGUGUUUACAAAUGACAGGAGACAAAAGGCCAAGUAUGAAGGAAGUAGCCACGGAGCUAGAGGGUUUGAAAGCAAUGGUCGAGCAUCCAUGGUUAGAUAAAGACUCGACAACUGAUCAUACUGAGACCGAGUACCUGCUCAACCAGAGCGUGCUUUCAGACGCUAUUGGAAGCACCAGUUUUGAUCAUAAUUCAAUGGUUGGAUUCGACAACACUAGUAUUCAAAUGACAGGUAAAUUACAAUACAGGUGAUAAAGCAUUGCGUGCUUAUGAAUCCAGACCAUUGUGUGCUCCCUGAUUACGAGUAUACUUUCCAUAUUAAGAAAAUUCAUUGUAUGUUGUUUCUCUCUCUCUUUCGAUUGUCAAUUGUAAUCCGAUACCACUGUCUAGCAACGUUUUCCAAAUUAUAAUGUAAAGUGAAGUAUUGUCUUUUCAUCUUUA